GGUCAACAAGCAACACCUUGAACGACUAAGGGAAGAUACUUCGUCUCUCAUAUAAUCCUCACCAUGCCUCCAUCAAAGCGUAAUCGCGUGGUCCCCACAUCCAAAACCCACAAAAACCGCAAGGAACUCGUCCGCCGACUCGCCGCCAAUGUCCAACAAGCCGCCGAACAAUAUUCCUACAUCUGGGUAUUUGACGUGGAAAACUCGAGAAACAAUUUCAUCAAGGAGGUACGAACCGAGUUCGAUGAUUCCCGCAUUAUGAUGGGCAAGACCAAGGUCAUGAUGGUUGGACUGGGACACAAUCCUGAGACGGAAGUCGUUCCCGGUGUCAGUGCCCUAGGUCCUUAUGUCAAGGGUGAGGUUGGACUGCUCUUCACCGAUAGAGAGCCGCAAGAGAUCCAGGAUUAUUUCUCCAAUUAUCUGAACGUGGACUUUGCUCGAAGUGGCACAACGGCGGCAAUGGAGGUUAGAAUUCCACCGGGUGAGAUUCACACUCAGUAUGGUGUGGACGGUGGGGAAGAUGAUCCGCUUCCGAUCUCGAUCGAACCGACUUUGAGAAGACUGGGUAUUCCUACACGAUUGUUGAAGGGAAAGGUGGUACUGGAAGAGCGACCGGAAGAGGCGAUGGAUGACGAUGAGGGGUAUCUGGUGUGCAGAGAGGGCGAUAAGUUGGAUUCACGCCAGACUUCGAUCCUCAAAAUCCUCGGUGUGCGCAUGUCUGAAUUCAAGAUCGAACUCAAAGCAGUCUACGACAAAAGUACCGAAUCUGUUCGUGAAAUCGGAACGAUGGAUGUUGAUGGACAAGAUGUUUGAACGUGGUUUAUCGACGAGGAAACCACUUAUGCGAUUUUCAAAAUGUGUUCUUGCACGGUCAGAGGCAUGGACAGAGAAUGAGCGAGCUGCACAACGAACGAAAUUCAUGCUACGACUGUCAAUAGUCAAAGGGCUCUCGAGCCAGACAUCAGUGUGGGAACAAGAGACACAAAGGCUCGCUGUCAGGCGUCGAAGCGAUUGCCCUGAUAAGCAACAACCUAGUCUGCCAGCUACAUGACAAUCACAGGUACGGACGCCUAUGACAUGUGCGGAACAUCCGUUGGACAAAAUUGAGCAGCGCUUGUAUCUUCUCAAUUCCGUCACGACGUCACACGAAACAGUACCGAAGAAUAGCACCAACCAGGAAACCUGUGAAAGGCGUGGCAAUGCGGGUGUUUUGCCACGAUUUGGACCCUGAGCAGGCCGAGAUGACUAGCUGAUCGGCAAUUGCACAGUUGGUGAUAGUUGUUUCUCAUGUGUGAACGACAGCCUGGUUGCUGAUCAGGUUUGAUCAUUCAAGAGCAGCACUGUAUAAUGAGGCGAAAAGCAACUUUUGGACCCCUAAGUCAGACGGUCCAGUGCCAACGAACGGGCGGCAAUAUGAAUCACGGCGGUGAGCGGCAUGAUUCGAUAUAAAUCUUGUCACCAAUGGUGCUGGGGGAUAGAUAGAGGGCUUGUUUUCUGAGUGCCAAACAAAU
Molecule: messenger RNA, 1511 nt
Organism: Exophiala mesophila
Lineage: Eukaryota; Fungi; Ascomycota; Eurotiomycetes; Chaetothyriales; Herpotrichiellaceae
Exons: 1
Coding region: 64-813 (249 amino acids)
Biological process (GO): nuclear-transcribed mRNA catabolic process; ribosomal large subunit assembly; rRNA processing
Cellular component (GO): preribosome, large subunit precursor; nucleolus
Molecular function (GO): RNA binding
Source: RefSeq, a predicted model, not a curated record